Ipomoea triloba (trilobed morning glory) is the source of this 3682-nucleotide messenger RNA. Its product is annotated as DNA mismatch repair protein MSH3. Gene Ontology annotation, cellular component: nucleus. The record is from RefSeq and is a predicted model, not a curated record. Gene Ontology annotation, biological process: mitotic recombination; mismatch repair. The transcript is spliced from 12 exons. The coding region runs from base 127 to 3516 and encodes 1129 amino acids. Gene Ontology annotation, molecular function: ATP binding; mismatched DNA binding; ATP-dependent DNA damage sensor activity. Lineage: Eukaryota; Viridiplantae; Streptophyta; Magnoliopsida; Solanales; Convolvulaceae.
ACCACCAAGGGUAAAUAUUAACGCGCCAAACCAGGUGUCCCCAACCGCCAAAGUUCACACAAGCCACCCCUCACCACCGCCUAACGCCGCUAUCACCUCCGGGAAAAGCCAUUGCCGUCGCCGACGAUGGGAAAGCAGAAGCAGCAAGUCAUUUCCCGUUUUUUCGCGCCAAAAUCAAACCCGCCGGACCCUUCUUCCACAUCAACCUCACAACCACACGCCACUCAUACAAAUCCACCCACACCGCCCCCAAAAAUCGCGGCCACCGUGAGUUUCUCUCCGGCCAAACGCCUCAGAACAUCACAACUCUCGUCUCCUGAGUCUAAACCAUCCAAAAUCCCAAAAUUAUUAUCUUCACCCCAUAAACCCACCCAAAACCCUAACACUCACAGCUCAAUUCCCCCACUAUCCAACCUUUCUCUUCACCAACGAUUCCUGAAGAAGCUUCUGGAACCUUCCCAAGAGCUAGUGGAACCUCCGAAAGCAACUCAGGUGUCCAGCUCCAAGUACACCCCGUUAGAGCAACAAGUAGUGGAGCUUAAGGCUAAGUACCCAGAUGUUCUUCUGAUGAUUGAGGUUGGAUACAAGUAUAGAUUCUUUGGUGUGGAUGCAGAGAAUGCUGCUAGAGUUCUGGGUAUUUAUGCUCAUAUGGAUCACAAUUUCUUGACUGCUAGCGUGCCAACUGUUCGCCUGAAUGUCCAUGUGAGGAGGCUUGUGAGUGCAGGGUACAAAGUGGGUGUGGUUAAACAGACUGAGAGUGCUGCUAUUAAGGCUCAUGGAUCAAAUAAAUCAGGCCCGUUUUGUCGGGGAUUAUCGGCAUUGUACACAAAAGCAACACUGGAAGCAGCAGAGGACUUGGGGGGUGGAGAAGAAGGGUGUGGGUCUUGUAACAACUAUUUGGUUUGUGUUGUCGAGAAGGGGAUUGAGAAUGUGGAUUGUGGGGUUGAGGGUGGAUGUGAUGUGAGAAUUGGGGUUGUAGGAGUCGAAGUUUCCACAGGGGAUGUUGUGUAUGGGGAGUUUAAUGAUAAUUUUAUGAGGGCUGGGUUGGAAGCUAUGAUUUUGAACUUGUCUCCAUCUGAAUUGCUGCUUGGAAGGCCUUUGUCUAAACAGACAGAGAAGUUUUUAUUAGCAUAUGCUGGACCAACCUCAAAUGUUAGGGUGGAAGAUGCCUCACCAGAUUGCUUCAGGGAUGGUGGUGCCCGUGCUGAGGUAUUGUCUCUUUAUGAGAAGAUGAACGAAAACAGCUCUUUAGAUGUCACUGAAGAUGCUGCAGUGAAAACACAAGGCACUAAUCAAUUCACAGUUCAGGGAAUUAUGGACAUGCCUGAUUUGGCUAUCUUAUCAUUAGCCUUGACUAUUCAUCAUCUUAAACAAUUUGGAUUGGAUAGAAUUCUAUGCCUGGGAGCUUCAUUUCGAACUUUCGCCAGCAAAAUGGAGACGACACUUUCAGCCAAUGCACUUCAACAGUUGGAGAUUCUGAAGAAUAAUUCUGAUGGAUCAGAAUCUGGCUCCUUGCUGCAGUGUAUGAAUCAUACACUUACUACAUUUGGUUCAAGGCUUCUCAGAUAUUGGGUGACCCAUCCUUUAUGUGAUAGAAGCAUGAUAAAUGCUCGCCUCGAUGCAGUUUCUGAGAUUGCAGACUCUAUUAAAUCUUCUAAACCUUCUCAUAAUUUUGACUUAGAUGAGGAUGGUAUUGGUGUAACCGUUGUUCAGCCAGAGAUUCACCAUUUAAUUACUUCAGUUUUAUCCACUUUAGGGAGAUUGCCUGACAUUCAACGAGGGAUAACAAGAAUCUUUCAUCGAACAGCUACGGCAUCUGAGUUUAUUGCAGUUAUUCAAGCUAUAUUGGUUGCUGGUAAACAACUUCAGCAACUUCACGUGGAAGAAGAGGAAAACAAUAGCUUGGGUAGAGGUACCGUGCACUCUUCAUUGUUACGGAAGUUGAUAGCAGCUGCCUCCUCAUCCAGUGUCAUGAAUACAGCUGCGAAGCUUUUGUCUACUUUAAACAAGGAAGCUGCUGAUCAGCGGGAUCUUCACAAUCUAUUUAUCAUUUCUGAUGGGAAAUUCCCAGAGGUAGCUGAAGCUCAAAGAAGCGUUCAAUUGGCAAAUGAGAAGUUAGAUUCCUUGAUUGGUGUAUUUCGGAAACAGCUUCAAAUUCGCAAUUUGGAAUACUUGACUGUAUCUGGGGUGACACAUUUGAUAGAGUUGCCUCUCAAUGUUAAGGUGCCCCUUAAUUGGAUGAAGGUGAACAGUACUAAGAAAACAAUACGAUAUCAUCCGCCAGAAGUAUUAACUGUCUUAGACCAAUUAUCAUUGGCCAAGGAGGAGCUGUCUGUCGUGUGCCGAGCUGCAUGGGAUGACUUUUUAAAAGCAUUUGGCGAAUGCUAUGCCGAAUUUCAAGCUAUCGUUCAAGCUUUAGCUUCACUGGACUGUCUAAAUGCACUUGCUAUUCUUUCAAGAAAUAAGAAUUAUACACGUCCAAUUUUUGUUAGCGAUGAUGAACCCGUACAGAUGCAUAUCUCCUCUGGUCGCCAUCCGGUUAUGGAAACUUUAUUACAAGAUAAUUUUGUCCCGAAUGAUACCAAAUUGCACGUAGAAAGUGAGUACUGUCAAAUUAUAACCGGACCAAAUAUGGGUGGAAAGAGUUGCUAUAUCCGCCAGGUUGCUCUAAUUGCUAUCAUGGCUCAGAUUGGUUCCUAUGUACCAGCAUCGUCGGCAAAACUUCACGUGUUAGACGGCAUCUACACUCGCAUGGGCGCAUCGGAUAGUAUUCAGCAAGGAAGAAGUACUUUCUUAGAAGAGCUAAGCGAGACUUCUCACAUUCUGAAGAAUUGCACAGCCAACUCGUUGGUUAUAAUCGAUGAGCUUGGGAGAGGCACGAGCACACACGAUGGUGUUGCAAUUGCAUAUGCUACAUUGCAAUAUCUUCUAGAUCGUAAGAAAUGCCUGGUUCUCUUUGUCACCCACUACCCCAAGAUACUCGAUAUCAAGAAUGAAUUUCCGAGCAGCGUUGGAUCAUACCGUGUUUCUUACUUGACAUCACAAGGAGAUUCGGAUACUGGAUUGAAGUCAAAUGAGAAACUGGAUAACGUGAAUAAUGAUGAAGACAUCACUUACCUUUACAAACUCGUGCCUGGUAUCUCAGAGAGAAGCUUCGGUUUCAAGGUUGCUCAGCUUGCACAGCUGCCAACUUCAUGCAUCCAACGAGCCAUUUUCAUGGCUGGAAGAUUCGAAACAGCAGUACGUAACAGAGAGCAGAGAUGGCUACUGCAAGAUUGUAGGAAAGAGAUGAUGCAAAAUGACCACAAGGAUCAUGAAGCAGUAGAAAGAGUCCCGUCACCAGAUCGCCAGGACGUGGGGACCAUUGAAGAGAAGGAAUUUGCCAAUUCCUGGAAGGAUUUUAUUGUAUCAAUAAGCUCAACACUGGUUGAAGAACCUGAUAGUGGGAGGAGGCUCCAAUUUCUGAUGCAGGCUAAAAGCCUUGCUGUUGAGUUGAUAAAGACCUAUGGAGCAUAAAGUAACCUCUUUUUUUGCCCCUUAACAAUGUAGACCACUUCCGAACAAGGGAAAUUGAUGAUGAAUGGGUAUAAAUUUUGAUUAUUUUGUCUCAAGUAUGAAAUUGAGAAUAUAUCUGUAAAGAAUAACAUUAGAGAUGAAAUCACAGUUAAAAUCCCUUAUAUUC